CGUGUUUUAGUGUGACCAAGUACAAAAAAUAAAUACCAUCAUCUAAAAAUCCCAACUAAAAAUACAAUUAUCAUACGGAAAAUGGCAUCGAAUUUACGUAAAAGUCUUGUCGUUAACAUGCAGAAAUAUUUCGCCACGGCGGCCAAGGUACAAAAAUCGGAGCCCGUUAAAAGCAAGACACUAGCAGCUAUUGGUGAAUCAAUUGCCGCAAAGGGGUUUCUGCGGCCUCACAAGCCCUAUGCUCCCCCCAGCAAUGCAGCGGAACGUGUGCGCUCUGUGGCUGGCUCGCUGCAGUUGACCAGUGACAAUCGAAAGCUGGACAAUCUUUCCGAGAAGUUUAAAUUCCUAUCGGCAUGCUUUCAGGAACUGCAGCACGGAGUUCCAAACUCCCAGGUGCAUGAACUCAGCACCGUUGCCGAUGUAAUAGCAUUUUACGAGACUCCUGUGGAUACGACUGUGCCCUUGGACGCUCUUAAGCGCACAGAUCUUCCAGAGAAUUUGCACAUACAGUACGAGUACUUGCGUUUCAAUCCCGAGACCGAUACCAAAUUCAAUGGAAAGACAGCGUUCCCGAAGAGCUCCACUCUGGUGACGGGUCUGAAGUACCGUGGUAAAUACGAGGGACAUGAAGCCAAGCGGUCUUGGCCUUAGUAGACCUUUUGUUAGAGCUCGUUAGUCCGUGUAUAUUUUAUUAAUAAAGUUUGAGGGCCUAUAAAAACUCAGCCACAGCGUC
Messenger RNA from Drosophila obscura, 733 nucleotides. RefSeq names its product 39S ribosomal protein L50, mitochondrial (gene mRpL50). The record is from RefSeq and is a predicted model, not a curated record. The transcript has 3 exons. Bases 82 to 651 code for a protein of 189 amino acids. NCBI's taxonomy places the organism in Eukaryota, Metazoa, Arthropoda, Insecta, Diptera, Drosophilidae. Gene Ontology annotation, cellular component: mitochondrial large ribosomal subunit; mitochondrion.